Lacerta agilis (Sand lizard) is the source of this 1193-nucleotide messenger RNA. RefSeq names its product paired box protein Pax-6-like. The transcript is spliced from 9 exons. The record is from RefSeq and is a predicted model, not a curated record. Gene Ontology annotation, molecular function: RNA polymerase II cis-regulatory region sequence-specific DNA binding; DNA-binding transcription factor activity, RNA polymerase II-specific. Lineage: Eukaryota; Metazoa; Chordata; Lepidosauria; Squamata; Lacertidae. Gene Ontology annotation, biological process: regulation of transcription by RNA polymerase II; anatomical structure development. Bases 338 to 1180 code for a protein of 280 amino acids.
ACGGGAGAGGAGAGGCUUAAUACGAAUAAACAACACGUGUGAGGUUGACGCUGGCUGGAGAUAGACGGAGCCAUCCAUCCCUGUAAUUUGGCUGGAAUGGAUUGAACCCACUUUGUUCUUAACUAAGUAAGCAAGCAACUGGUACUGACCCGGAUAUUGCCAGGCACUAAUUGUUUACCAUCAAGUUCUGCCCGGUUGUAGUUUUCAGAACCAGAGGAUUCUAGGUUUAUCUGGGGCAGGGCGUGUGCCCUGCAGCUCGUGUCCCUCCAGGUGGGGGGCAUCCAUCCAGCAGCCCCACUUCCCUUCUCCCUACCCCUCUGGCCUUCAGUUCCAUUCCAUGGGGGUGGAUGGCAUGUAUGAGAAGAGCAGAAUGCUGAACAUACAGAACAGCACGUGGGGCAGCCGCCAAGAGUGGUACCAAGACAGUUUGGUGACAGGACCACCCAACCCUGAUAGUUGCCAGCAGCUGGAGAGUGGCCUGGACCCUGAGCACCCGCAAGGCGCAAGCACCCAAGACCUAGAUGAGUCCCAAAUCCGUUUGCAGCUGAAGCGCAAAUUGCAAAGGAACCGGACAUCUUUCACCCAGGAGCAGAUAGAGGCGCUGGAGAAAGAAUUUGAGCGCACUCACUACCCCGACGUCUUCGCCCGCGAACGCCUGGCAGCAAAGAUUGACCUCCCGGAGGCCCGGAUCCAGGUCUGGUUCUCCAACCGCAGAGCUAAGUGGCGCCGGGAGGAGAAGCUGAGGAACCAGAGGCGCCAGGCGGGGGGCACCGGGGGCCACCUGAGCAUAAACAGCAGUUUUGGCUCCGCGGGCAGCACUGUCUACCAGUCCCUCCCCCAGCCAACGGGGUCAGGCACCAUGUUGAGCCGUACGGAAAGCGCCCUCAGCAACAACUAUGGCGCCCUUCCGCCCUUGCCCACCUUCUCUAUGGCCAACAGCCUCCCUAUCCAGCAGGCCGUACCCCCCGUGGCCAGCCAGACGUCGUCUUACUCCUGCAUGCUCCCCGGCGGCUCGUCAGUGCGAAGCUACGAUUCAUACACGCCCUCCCAGCUCUCCUCUCAUAACCUGAGCUCCAGCAACGGGGCCUCUACUGGGUUAAUCUCUCCAGGAGUGUCCGUUCCUGUCCAAGUCCCUGGUGGGGACCCUGACCUUGCCCAGUACUGGCCAAGGUUACAGUGAGGAAAGAAGUGGA